AAUUCAAAUCAAAAUUGUAAUCUAUGUGGUUAUGAUACAAUGUGGUUUUACUGGUGUACCAAAAUUAUGUAGUCAAUAUUUUCAUUAAUAAUUAUUAUCAAUACAAGAUCAAAUUUAAAAAUGGAUGAGGAACAGAUAAAUGUUCCACAAUCACCUCUUCGAGAAUCUCCGAGGGUUUCGACUACAAAAUCUGAAGAUAUUAAUGUUGCUGAACCUAGUGAUACCUUUAUAGAAAAACCUCUUUUGAUACAAGAGUCCCCUAAGAUUCAAUCGCCUGUUAUAAGUCCCAUUCCGCAAUCACCUCCCCUUACAUUUACUUCAUCUCUAAAAAAAGAAUCACUUGAUGCAUCUAUUAAAAGUCAAAGGAGUAUCAUGAAAGAAUUGUCCCAAGAUAUGGAAAGAAGAAGUAGGCAAGCUUCUGAUGCUUUAUCAAAGAAUAGUAAAGUAAGCGAACCAACCAAAAGACGAUCCUCCGCAAGUGACCAAAUAAAUGGACGAAGUUCCUCAAUAAAAGGUUCAAUCAAUACAUCAAUUAGAAGUCAUAGAAGCCAAAUUACAGAUAAUAUUAAAGAUAAGAACAGUAACAACAGUGAAGGUGGUAUUCAAAAAUCUAAUGUCAAUAAUUUAAAUAAAGAAAAUACAGAAAAAUCUGAUUUUGAAGAUCAUUCAGAAGGAGGUGAAGCUGACUCAAAACAAGACGGCAACCACAGUCCCGUGCUUUAUACAAAUAUAAAUAAAAUAGCCGAUAUGAGUAGACAUCUUACUAAUGAAGCUAACGCCUUAAGAAAUUCGAUUAGGACUUUAUCCGAAGACAUUGUGCGUACAAAAAAGGAAUUAAGCAUAUCAAAAGACGAAAAUGUCAACUUUCCUUAUCACUUGUUCUUAAUAGAACUCAUCAUGAAUAAGAUUCAUAUGAAGUGUGACUGUUUCGAGUUCAGUUACAAUAAUCUUGUUAUUGCUGCAAGUUUCUUGGGCAAGCAGCCCAUAGUUCUGUAUGACUCCUCUUAUGGAAAAAUCGAUGAUUUUAGCCAUUUAAAUGUAGGCAAAUCUGCAUUAUUUGCGAUGACUUAUGAUAAAAUAUGCAGUAUUCAAGACUUUAUAAUACACUUGAAUUUGACGAAACAACCACCAUGUUCUAGUUGUGUAAUGAAAGUAGCUGAAGCAAAAAUCGACUGCACAAAAGAAUUUUUGAAUCUACGUGAUGAAUUGUGUAAAAAGUGGACAGAAGAACAACCUAAAGAUAACAUAAUAUGUACAACAUCAACUCCGCUAAAUAAAAAUAUGUGUUACUUGCGUAAUGGUGACAGUGAAAACUGCGAUUCGAUAGGGGUCAUGGAAGUAACAGUUCGAAUGUCCUUCCUUGGGAAAGAGAUUACAACAGCUUUCAGUGCUUCAUCGAAGCCCAAAUGUACUUCAGUUCUAAAUAAGGAAGACAAUGGCAUGAGCAUGUAUACUUGUCACGACGUAGAAAUGGAUGGUCAGGGAAAAAUUCUCUUAGAUGAGGACACUUUGACAAGAAAAGAAAUCCAUAGAAGUACACAUACCAUGUCUUCUCGAAGAACUGGAAGUCCCAUUUCGCAGUUAUCAGGUGGUCAUGCCUCACCCAAACAAUUUUUGCCUACACAAAAUUAUACGAACCCAUACCGCCAAGACUAUGGCCCACAAUACAAUGAAAUUUUCACAAAAAUGAAUGAGAACGAGUUACGGAUUAGAGUUCCGAAAACAACUAAGUUAGACAGGACGGCGAGGUACGACAGAAUACAAGAAUUGUGUUCGUGUGAAAACACUCCGUACAAUACUGGAGACCAGAUUCAACUCGAGUUGCCCAAAGAUAAUGUUUACUCAAACGAAUACGCUCACGAGACAAACACAUCCCAAGUGAAAUACGCAUAUAAAAGUUAUGAUAGAAAUUUAGAUAAUAGAAAUAGAAAAAUUAUUAACGUUACUCCACCAAAUUGUAAUAUACCAGUAAAUAUGGAGAAACAGGUCCAUCCAAGAAAAGACGUCUUUAUACUUAAAAUAGGAAAGAAACUUGAAACCAAAGACAAAAAAACUGAUCUGGAAAUAGAGCUCGUUACUCCUAAAGCACCAAUAGAAAAAAUCUUUAAUAAUAAUGAUAUUUCUCAGCAAUGUAGCUGUAAUGAUAUGAAACACAAGCCACUAAAGAAUGAAAUCAAAGAACAUACAAAGAAAGGAAAGAAAAGUAAAACAAACCUGGCCAAGAAAAAGGGGAAGACCCAGAAAAAACUCAAAUCAAAGAAGACAAAAUAGGAACCAAAUAAAAGACAUACGAUUACAAUAAAUUCCAAUAUAACAUAAA
Messenger RNA from Danaus plexippus (monarch butterfly), 2320 nucleotides. RefSeq lists its product as uncharacterized. The transcript is spliced from 2 exons. The coding region runs from base 121 to 2271 and encodes 716 amino acids. NCBI's taxonomy places the organism in Eukaryota, Metazoa, Arthropoda, Insecta, Lepidoptera, Nymphalidae. The record is from RefSeq and is a predicted model, not a curated record.